Formica exsecta is the source of this 1955-nucleotide messenger RNA. RefSeq names its product sorting nexin-2 (gene Snx1). Gene Ontology annotation, molecular function: phosphatidylinositol binding. Bases 199 to 1743 code for a protein of 514 amino acids. Gene Ontology annotation, biological process: early endosome to Golgi transport. The transcript has 8 exons. The record is from RefSeq and is a predicted model, not a curated record. Gene Ontology annotation, cellular component: endosome membrane; endosome. NCBI's taxonomy places the organism in Eukaryota, Metazoa, Arthropoda, Insecta, Hymenoptera, Formicidae.
ACAUGCGGAUAAUAAUGGAAUUUUAAUGAACGAUGCGUCGCAGCGUCGCACGGAUAGUCCCGUGCCGUCCGCGAGCCGAUAAUGCCGAUAUCGCCUCGAUAGCAAUAAUUGACGUCGUUGACAUAAACAUCGUUCGGAGGGGCCGAUCCCCGGCGAACCAACGAAAGAGAGUGUAAUUUGCUUGACAGAAUUGCUAAGAUGGCCGAUAUGAUGGAAUCGCCGCCACUAUUCGACACGAACGAGACAAAAUUGGAUGAUCUGGAGGACGACGACGAGGAUAUCUUCGCGUCCGCGGUCCAGGAACAGAGCCAAUUGGAGGAUAUUUCACCUUACAAUGGAGUGUCCAAAAUUCAAGCGGAAUUGCCGAAGCUAUCUCUGCGAGAUGCACCAGAAGAGAAUUCAUUUUCCUCCAUGUCCAGUCCAGCUCCAGGUCCCUUGAGUCCUCCACUAGGACCGAUGAAUACAGAUAUCGGCGAUCUUCAUGACGUUCCUAUCAAUGAUAAUGCAGAUACACUAUCUACAAACAUUAUCCACUCUCGGUCUUUAGAAGAGGUUCCAGCAGAUGCAUCUGAAGUUUUCUUAAAGAUUACUGUCACUUCUCCUCAAAAGAUAGGUGAUGGAAUGGGCGCCUAUGUUGCAUAUAAAGUUGAAACAAGGACGAAUAUGCUUAUCUUUAAAAAAAGGAACUUUAGUGUGAUUAGACGUUUCAGUGAUUUUCUAGGUCUUCAUGACAAAUUGACAGAAAAAUAUCUUAGAAACGGCAGGAUAAUUCCACCAGCCCCAGAAAAAAGCGUUAUUGGAACGACAAAAAUUAAAAUGUCUGGAGAUAAGAGUCAAGAACAAAAUUCGAGUUCUACUGAAUUUCUUGAACGACGUAGAGCAGCUCUCGAGAGAUACUUGAACAGAACAGCUGCACAUCCUGUUCUGAGUAUUGAUCCUGAUUUCAGAGAAUUUUUAGAAGCUGAUAUAGAAUUGCCUAAGGCUACCAAUACAUCCGCAUUAAGUGGCAAAGGAGUGAUGCGACUUUUCAACAAAGUCGGAGAAACUGUUAACAAGAUAACGUACAAAAUGGAUGAAAGCGAUAUGGAAAGUAAGUGGUUUGAAGAGAAAACAUCGCAAAUAGAUUCCCUUGAUAUUCAAUUACGCGCGUUGCAUUCCGCGGUCGAUUGCUUAACAAAUCAAAGAAGAGAAUUAGCAAACUGUACCGGCGCUACGGCAAAAUCGAUUGCCGUCCUUGGUCAUGGUGAACCGGGAGCAUCGCUCGGCAGAGCAUUAGCACAAUUGGCCGAAACUCUAGAAAAAGUCGAGGUCAUCAGGAAGACGCAAAGCAACAGCGAUCUCUAUCAAUUUGGAGAAAUGUUGAGGGAUUACGUUGCGCUCAUUGGCGCAAUUAAAGAUGUUUUUCAUGAGAGAGUGAAAGUCUUUCAAAAUUGGCAGCACGCUCAAAUGAUGUUGAACAAGAAGCGCGAGCAAAAAGCGCGGCUCGAGCAAUCCGGCCGGACGGACAAGACGAGUCAAGCGGCUACUGAAGUCAUAGAAUGGGAGGCAAAGGUGGAUAGAGGUCAGGAAGAAUUCGAUAAUAUCUCGAAAAUGAUAAAAGAGGAAGUCGAACGUUUUGAAUUGGUCAGAGUGCAAGAUUUUAAGAAGCAGCUAAUUGAGUAUCUGGAGUCUAUGCUGCAACACCAGAAUCAACUCGUCAAGUAUUGGGAGAGCUUCUUGCCGGAGGCACGAGCGGUGGCGUAAACACAUUCCUCGUGUUGAAGAAAAAAAGAGUAAUAUACAUUUUUAAUAUGAUAAUAAGGCCGAUAUCUACCUAACGCAUAAUGUUAAACAAGUAAUUUAUAUGCUGUUUAUGGAUUUAAAUUAUUCGUUCAGUAUCGAUGAGCAUAGCAAUAUUCUUUUUAUUAAGAGGAUUCUUAAGCUUGGUAGAAAGAACAGUUAUAUACGAAAAAAAA